AUGUAUCCAAGUUGUCCAUGUGAUAGAGAAAGUUUUUUUAAUUUUGUUGCGUUGUACAAGUACAUUCCACGUUAUGAAACUGUAGAAGUUGAAACACAUAAUAAUUAUUUAAAAACAUUUUAUCUCGAUGAAAAUGAUGACAAUCUUUACGUUGGUGGAGAAGAUUGGAUUUAUAAAUUGGAUUCAAAGAACAUCAGCAAUCUCAAACAAGAAUUUCAAUUAAAAGCAAAUAAUAAAGAUGCAGACUCUAGAAAUCCCAAGUAUCACAAUCAUAUCAAAGCUAUUCAUCCAUUUAGAGAUUAUUUAUUUGUUUGUGGCACAAAUGGUAAUCAACCCCAGGGCUGGAUACUCAUGAAAAACUUUAAUCUUACGAAUGACAAAAUUCACUGGGAGACAAAAAAUUUUGGAUCUGAUUAUGAAAACUCCGUGACAAGUGUUAUUGUAAAAAAUGAUGAUGAAAAUAUGCAACUUUAUUUUGCUACAAGUGAUUCUAAAACUGAUUUUGUCUCAAUAAUUUUAUCAAAUUUAUCAAUUAAAAAAAACACACAAUCAAUUGAAUUUAAGAGUCCAUUGUCAGAAUAUACUAAAUUUCGAUCACCAACAACAUUCAUAGGCUCAUUUGUAAUUGGAAAUGAGAUAUUAUUUUUUUUCACUGAACGAGCAUAUGAAAAAAAUAAUCAAGAAUUUUUAAUGUCUGAAGACACUUUUAAGAAACAUUCUCGGGAAUAUGGGAGGACUUUUUUUUCUAGAGUAGCUAGAAUUUGUAAAGAAGAUAGUGAUAUCAAUGGAACAAAUUGGAGGACUUUUAUCAAAGCAAGAUUAGCAUGUUCAACUACAAUAAACAAUGAACUUGUACAUUUUAAUAAACUCAAAAGUAUCUACGCAAUACCAAAGAAUGAUGAAUAUUUCUACGCUUUAUUCACGGAGAAAUCCUCUGGAAAACCUUCUGGAUAUUCAGGAAUUUGUAAAUUUAGUAAAUUUGAAAUUAAGCAAGCUUUUAAUAGUUCAUUUAAAGAAAGAAUUGAUGAUACAAACCAAACCAAAGACAAAAUACAAAAACCAAAUUCUUGCGGAAAAAAUUUACAACACAAUCAAAGUUCUACAAAUGAUUAUACACUCGUGGAAUCAGUAAUAAAUGCAACAUCAAUUUGGGGUUUUUUAAGUGAUGAUUUUGAAACAUUAGUUGUUGAUAGACCAAAUAAACUUCCAGGAUUUGAAAAUAUCAGUUGUACAAAUCUAAUACCAUUGAUUUUUUAA
This is a messenger RNA of Aphidius gifuensis, 1257 nucleotides long. Its product is annotated as semaphorin-2A-like. Gene Ontology annotation, biological process: axon guidance; neural crest cell migration; negative chemotaxis. The transcript is spliced from 9 exons. Bases 1 to 1257 code for a protein of 418 amino acids. Gene Ontology annotation, molecular function: semaphorin receptor binding; chemorepellent activity. The record is from RefSeq and is a predicted model, not a curated record. Lineage: Eukaryota; Metazoa; Arthropoda; Insecta; Hymenoptera; Braconidae.